AUCUUUCUUCAUCAUCAAGAAGUGGAGAUCGCAGCGCGUCGCGCUCGUGCAGGCUCUCAGUUACGAUCGUACGUUGGAAGUGCUUGCACGCGUCGUGUGCAUUGGCGCCCAAAACAGUUGCGAACUGAACACUGGACUUUCCUUUCGGACUCGGAUCUUCACCGAGACGGCGGUGCCACUUGUCCUCUUUAUCUAUUCUGUCCGGUUUCGCACAACGCGUGUGGCCUUAAGCGUUUCACCGCCAUCACAUCCGCAGGGGUUGUGUUUCCUAGUGCCAUUGUUCCGUUCCGCCUGGGUCUCGUGACAUAUGUCUGUACGCGUCAGUGCUAUCGAAUUCACGGUUGGCAUCAAUUGAAGAAUAAAGUGGAUUAUUUUACAUCCGUUCGAUUGCUCGCUGCAAUUCGAGUGUGUAUUUAGCUGUCAGGGUUUAUUUACUAUCAGAACUUACUGGCGAUCCGGUACGAUAAGAAACUUUGGCUUGUUAUUUAUUCCUAUUGGUAGACGUUAAUAGAUCUAUGCGGUAACCAUGUACAUGUAUGAACCACCAAAGAAGAACAAUUUUACUUCUGUUGAAGAAUUCCAGGAGGCAUUCAAUUUGUUCGAUAACCGAGGAGAUGGCAAGAUUCAACAGCAGCAGAUUGGAGAGUGCCUACGUGCACUCGGGCAAAAUCCAACAGAGUCUGACGUGAAGAAAUUCACUAUGCAGCUUAAACCAGAUGAGCGUGUUUCGUUCGAAGUUUUUCUGCCAAUCUAUCAAGCCAUUUCAAAGCAGCGUACCGCGGAUACGGCGGAUGAUUUUAUCGAAGGAUUGCGCCACUUUGAUAAGGAUGCUAGUGGAUUCAUUUCUUCCGCUGAACUAAGACAUUUACUCACUACACUUGGUGAGAAAUUGGCCGACGAUGAGGUUGAGCAACUUCUACAAAAUCAGGAGGACUCCCAAGGAAACGUCAACUACGAGGAGUUUGUUCGGAUGGUCAUGAGUGGUUAAACAGUAUAAAUGUGCAUUUUUCAACAAAUCCACCAUGUUUUUAAAUUUCCUGCUUUUAAAAUACACAAGAAUUUGUGCCCAAUUCCACGUGGAAUUGAAUAACAAUAAUCAUACUUAGAGGGACAACCAUCGAAAAAAAUUGGAAUGUAUCGUUUCCAUUUAGAGCAUAGUUACUAUGAACACCGUACGUAAGGCAUUUUAACUUCAAUUCGGCAGGUGACUUCAUUGGCCACAUGCGAUGUUGUUUGAAGUUUUAGAUACAAGCUACCAUUAAUUUUUGCUACAAUGUCAAAUUUUGAAAAGGUUAAAGUAUUAUUUACCGCCUAAUCCUCCGCUAUUUCGAAUUUGGUUUUGCACGUAAGAUACUUUCUGGCAUAUCGAGCGACUAUAGUGAAACAUUUAAAUGCAUUUCUAGCUGGUUCUGAAAACAGAAGUUAAACAAUAGUAAAAAUACCUAUGUCAAAUUUUUAUUAUAUUUUAAUUUCAGUAAUAAAAACGUAACUUAUACACUGAUA
Wyeomyia smithii (pitcher-plant mosquito) is the source of this 1503-nucleotide messenger RNA. RefSeq names its product myosin-2 essential light chain (gene Mlc-c). Lineage: Eukaryota; Metazoa; Arthropoda; Insecta; Diptera; Culicidae. Gene Ontology annotation, molecular function: calcium ion binding; myosin heavy chain binding. Gene Ontology annotation, cellular component: myosin II complex. The record is from RefSeq and is a predicted model, not a curated record. The coding region runs from base 527 to 988 and encodes 153 amino acids. The transcript has 3 exons.